UGUCUGCCCUAUAAAUAUACAUAUAUAACUAUGUCCCCCCUCUUAAAGUAUAUAUAUCAACUCAAGAGCUAGCUAUAUAAUAAUUAUAUAUUAUAUAUGGAAAUGAUGAUGAGGAUGGUGAUGAAUGAAGGUGGAGAUGAUGAUCAUGGUGAGAAAAGAUUUGGUCUUUUGUUAGCUGCAAGAGACUCUGAGUAUGUGAAAAAAAUGUAUGGAGGUUACUUGAAUGUGUUUGUGGAAGCUUUUGGAGAAGAAGGAGAGAGAUGGGACUUGUUUAGGGUUGUUGAAGGAGAAUUUCCUGAGUUGGAAGAUUUGUCUAAAUAUGAUGGCUUUGUGGUCAGUGGUAGUCCCUAUGAUGCUUAUGGCAAUCAACCUUGGAUUCUUAAGCUUUGCUUUCUCUUGCAGAUUUUGGACUCUAUGGCCAAGAAAGUUCUUGGUAUUUGCUUUGGUCAUCAGGUUAUAAGCAGAGCAUUGGGAGGAAAGGUAGGAAAAUCUCAUAGUGGUUGGGAUUUGGGGAUAAGAAAAGUGAAUAUAGUGAAAGAUUUGCCUCCAUUAAUGACCAAGUUAUUAUUGGAUGAAGAUGAAGAUGGUAAUAAUAAUCAAAUGAUUAUGCCAAUAAUAUCCUCAUUUUCCAUUAUAGAAUGUCACCAAGAUGAGGUUUUAGAGGUACCAAUAGGUGCUAAUGUGAUUGGUUACUCAGAAAAAACAGGAGUUGAGAUGUUCAUGUUGGAAUCUCACAUUCUUGGAAUUCAAGGUCAUCCUGAAUACACCAUUGAUAUUCUCAAUAACCUCAUCGAUCGCCUUCUUAUUGAUCAAUUCAUACAGGAGGAUUUGGCUGAAAAUGCAAAAAAUAUGUUAGAAAGAACUGAGCCAGAUAGGAAGUGCUUGGUGAAGAUUUGCAGAAAAUUUCUCAAAGGAAGAUAGAUAUCAAUUUUUAUAAUUUCUCUUUUUUUUUUUCUUUUUUUUUAAUUAUUUCUUUAAUAUUCAAAUGCUUAUUUGCUUGCUAAGCAUUUUGUAAUUAAAAUAAAAUAAAAACUUUCAGACAAAGCUAUGUAAGGACCACCCACUUGUUAUGUUAACACAUGAUCUAUGAAUCAUGGAUUUACUACAAGUGACUAGAAAAUAUAAAGAGUCUUCUGUAAUAUUACAUAUUUUGGAUCAUUGAAUGAUUAUAAUUAAUUUAAAAAUUAAAAUAAAUAAA
Cannabis sativa is the source of this 1198-nucleotide messenger RNA. RefSeq names its product gamma-glutamyl peptidase 3-like. Lineage: Eukaryota; Viridiplantae; Streptophyta; Magnoliopsida; Rosales; Cannabaceae. Gene Ontology annotation, cellular component: cytosol. The record is from RefSeq and is a predicted model, not a curated record. The transcript is spliced from 3 exons. The coding region runs from base 97 to 921 and encodes 274 amino acids.